Messenger RNA from Cydia amplana, 918 nucleotides. RefSeq lists its product as uncharacterized. The transcript has a single exon. The record is from RefSeq and is a predicted model, not a curated record. NCBI's taxonomy places the organism in Eukaryota, Metazoa, Arthropoda, Insecta, Lepidoptera, Tortricidae. The coding region runs from base 1 to 918 and encodes 305 amino acids. Gene Ontology annotation, biological process: DNA integration. Gene Ontology annotation, molecular function: nucleic acid binding.
AUGAGCGAAGAGAUGGAACACCCAAAAAUUAUCCCAAGAGAGUCUCGCCUGGCAACUCUACUUAUAGACCAGGCACAUAAGCUAACCUUGCACGGAGGAGCUACGCUGACGUUGAGCUCCCUGCGCCAGGAAUACUGGAUAACAGGAGGAUAUAACACGGUGAAAAGAGAGCUACUCAAAUGCGUAACGUGCCGGAAACAAGAGGGAAAGAAACAAGUCCAACUCAUGGGAGAUUUACCCGCAGCCAGGUGCAACCCCGCCAAACCCUUUUAUCAUACGGGGGUGGAUUAUACGGGAGCAGUAGACAUAAAGGCCAGCAAAGGGCGAGGAGCAAGAACAUUAAAAGGCUACAUAGCCAUUUUUAUAUGUAUGGUGACGAAGGCUGUACAUCUAGAAUUGGUAACCGACUUAACAAGUUCAGCGUUUUUGGCGGCCCUCCGAAGAAUGGCAGCUAGAAGAGGAGCUCCGGCUCACAUGUACAGCGACAUUGGAAAAAACUUUGUUGGUGGAAACAGGAAACUGCAAGAGGGAUAUCAACAUUUACAGCACAUAACUGAUAGCAACUUUUUAGCCGAAAUUACCGGAAUGAACAUUGAAUGGCACUUUAACGCACCUUCAUGGCCAAGCGCGGGUGGCAUCUGGGAGAGAGCUGUACGAAGCCUCAAACAUCAUUUAAAACGUGUAGUAGGAGAACAAAAAUUAACAUUCGAAGAGUACUCAACAAUUUUGACAUUAAUAGAAGGUUGCCUUAACUCUCGGCCAUUGUGCGCCCUUAACGACGACAUCGACAAUCUCGACUUCUUAACGCCAAACCACUUCCUGUCGCCGGGAAGGCCCGGUGUAACAGUAAUAGACACAGCAGAAGACGCACGCACCAGAUGGCAUUUGAGCCAAAAAAAUAUUUCAAGACAUUUUUAA